AUGCAUGAAGCAUCUAAAGAUCAUAUUCAUAAAUUUAUGGAAUUAGUUCGUUUAGAAAAAAACAGAACUACUAUUGCUGAUGCGUUACAUAAAUGUGCUCAAGUAACACUACUCUUGGGGAAACAAGAGUUGGCAUUUAUAGGCCAUGAUGAGAGAUCUACUUCCUCAAACCAGGAUAAUUUCCGUGAAGUAUUUAAUUUACUUAUUAAACGGAAUGAUGAAUUACUAUUACAUUACAAUAAAUUUAGUAAUGUUUUCACCGGACAAUCAAAAACAAUCCAAAAUGAGAUCAUUCAUUGUGUGUAUGAGUACGUACUAGAUGUGAUCAAAUCAGAAACUAAUGAUGUUUCUUUGUUUUCUGUUAUAUCAGAUGACACUACUGAUAUUGUUGAAAAGUCACAAUGUGCAAUAACUCUAAGAUAUGUUAAAAAAAAAAUUGGUGAAUUAAAAGAAAGUUUUUUAGGCUUCCAUGAUGUGAGUUGUAGUAAGAAUGGUAAAGCUCUUUUUAGUUUACUAACAACAAUACUAGAUCAUUUUAAUUUUAAAACAAAGUUGAUAGCUCAGUGUUAUGAUGGAGCAAGUGUUAUGGCUGGGCAUGUUAACGGACUUCAACAACUAAUUAGAAAUGAAGCACCACACGCUCCAGAAUAUUUUUUUCCGCACUUUUAG
Macrosiphum euphorbiae (potato aphid) is the source of this 669-nucleotide messenger RNA. Lineage: Eukaryota; Metazoa; Arthropoda; Insecta; Hemiptera; Aphididae. The record is from the annotation of a GenBank genome assembly.